Messenger RNA from Vespa mandarinia (Asian giant hornet), 2262 nucleotides. It is a transcript of the gene RN-tre, whose product is annotated as USP6 N-terminal like RN-tre. NCBI's taxonomy places the organism in Eukaryota, Metazoa, Arthropoda, Insecta, Hymenoptera, Vespidae. Gene Ontology annotation, biological process: regulation of GTPase activity. The record is from RefSeq and is a predicted model, not a curated record. Gene Ontology annotation, molecular function: small GTPase binding; GTPase activator activity.
AGAUAUUGUAUUUAUGUAUCGUCUACGAUGUAUAGUGUAACCUAUGAACGUUGUACGCGCGUUACUAUUUUGUGAAAAACUAAAAGCAGAAAAAAGACAGAGAAGGAAUAAAAGAAAGGAAGAUAGAAAAAAAAAUAAUCGAUAUUUGCGAACCAACGAUAAUAAUCACAGAAUACAGUCGCGUGUGCUCAGCUCUUUUUCUUAACAGGCCUUACUCUUAUUGAUCCGAACAAAAGCGAUUCUUUUUGAACGCGCGCACGAUCUCUCUUUCAUAUCCAUUUGUAGCGUAUAAAUAUAUGUGUACAUGUGUGUGCGUGUGUAUAACUAGUUUUUAUUUACAACUUAUUUGACUAUUGCAAAACUCGAUCGCGUUGAACUUCUGCAUUUUGAGAAAAAUGGCCAAAUAUAUUGUAUUAAUCUAUCAAAGAUAAUGAUGCAAAAUUCAAAGGCAAGCAUAAAUAAAUAAGGGGAAUAAUCUUUGAUCUGUAGAUCAUUACUAAUGAGACGGAAUGUUUGUAAGAGAUUGGUCGAGCAUUCAAACGUGGAAUGAAUGAGGAAGAGUUAUUGACACGGUCAGCUGCAGAGCGUGAUAGAAUAUUCAGCUGCUAUGACCGUGGCAGAGAACAUGGAGCCCAAAUUGAUGCAUGGGAAGAUCCUGGUUAUGAAGUUUAUCAUACUACAGAUAGAUAUGGAUUUAUACACGAUAAGCGAUUACCACGAAGGUUAGGUGCAAAUGAAAUAAGACUUGAUCAAAUAGAAAUACAAAGAUUGAAAAAAUGGGAGAAGAUGACAAAACAAUGGGAGAGUUCAUCAACUAAGGAGAAAUUACGUCGUAGAAUAUAUAAAGGUAUUCCAAAUAGAUUUAGAGGUCAAGUAUGGACUUUAUUACUAGGAAUAAAAACUCUAAAGGAAGAACAAGCAGGCAAGUAUGAAGAAAUGCUUAAACUUGCACGUCAUUGGUCCACUGAAAUUCGACAAAUUGAUGCUGAUGUUGCUAGACAAUAUAGGGAUCAUAUCAAUUAUAGGGAGAGAUAUAGCAUAAAACAACGGUCUAUGUUCUAUGUAUUAGCUGCUUAUAGUAUGUACAACAUGGAAGUCGGUUAUUGUCAAGGAAUGUCAGUUUUGGCUGGAUUACUUUUACUGUAUAUGGAUGAAGAAGAUGCAUUUUGGGGUUUGUCUGUAUUACUUGCCGAUAAAAAAUAUAGUAUGCACGGAUUUUAUGUUGAUGGUUUUCCUAAACUAAAUCGCUUCAUCGAACAUCACGAUAAAAUAAUGAAUAAAUUUCUACCAAAACUAAAACGAAAACUUGAUAAGUGUGGUUGCGAUUCUAUAUUAUAUGCAUUGAAAUGGUUCUUUGUUGUUUUCCAAGAACGAACGCCUGUUAGCCUUGGUCUGCGUAUUUGGGAUAUAUUUUUACUGGAUGGAGACCGCAUUUUACCUGCAAUGGCAUAUACUAUUAUGAAAAUGCAUAAACGUAAUUUAAUGCCGAUGGAAAGUCUUGAUGAAUUUUGUAAUUAUUUGCAAAUUAAAUUGGAACAAGACUUUGGAUUUAAUGAUGAUACCGUAAUUAAUACCAUGGAACGUUGCAUGGAAGAACUAAAACGUGCCAAAUUAGAAUAUCCAGGUCCUCCCUUACCACAUGAAUUACCACAGUAUCCAGUUGGUACAUUUAAAGAACCCUCUUUCACUAGCAAGGUUGGACGACGUAGUGAAGAGUUCAGUGAAGCACAACAUAUGAUGCGCGAGUCGGUAGUACAACGAAGGGAUAUGGCUCUCGUCGAGGAAGGCAGAGAAAGUACAACGCCAGUUGAUCCAAGUAGUGGUGGCCUUGGUGGGAGCAAAUUCUCAUUUGAUCCAAGUCUUGACGAUGGUGCGUCUCCCAAUGGCUCACAUCGGUCUUUGGCUGACACAUCUGUUACCUCCACAGCUGAUCUUUCUGUAUUUAGUUCCGCGACACGGUCUCAAGCAUUAGACAAUAGUCUUGAUACUCAAAGCAAUCUUUCUAAUGGUAGUUCUGGUAGUGGUGGUUUGCUUACACCAAGGGCAACGCCUCAUCAUCCAAGUCCAGAUAUUGUACGAAUCUAUGUACCAUAUACUUCACCUUCCGCAACUUCGUACAAGGACGAUCUUCCUCGCACCCUUCCUCGGUCUUUAGAAACAAAUAGAAUCCGCAUACGUGUUGAUCCCGAUCAAACUCCUAUAGUAGAACACCUUAAGCCACUUUCUUUAGAUAGUCCAGAGUUUGAACUAGAUCUAAAAUAA